AUGGCUACCACCGACUUCAAACGCAACGUCCUCGAGUUCUACGGGCUCUCCACCGACCUGCCCACCGAGUGGCCCGCCGACAAGGACAACAGCGAUGUCUCCGACAACGAGGAGGAGGAGAGGAAGCAGAAGCUCCAGCGCAGAAAGUCCAGGUACCAGGCCCUCGAGCGCGCCGUCAGCAACAGGUCCAGCGUCAUCGCUGGCUCCGAGAAGUCCGCUGCCGGCGUGAGCAGCCUCCUCAACCGCGACGAGCCCGACCCCUUGGGCGGCAACGAUAGUGUCGUGAGAUCCUUGAUCCAGUUUGGCGUGCCAAUCAAGGACGACACUCGCUUGCGCACAAAGUUCCUGCUCUCGUCCACCACCUUCUCCCCUUCGCUGUUCCUGUCGCAACUCCACGCUCUCGACGACACCCGUGCCCUCGAGGCUGGGCUCGAUAAUCUGUCUCAGUCCAUCGACCAGAAGUCGGCCUCCCUGAAGGUCUUGGUCGAAUCCAACUUCGAGCGCUUCGUCCGUGCAAAGGCUACCAUCGACAAUGUUUACAAAGAAAUGAAGUACAGGGGUGUUGAGCCGCCUCCGUCGCCCUCGCGGGCACGGGCGCAUUCGAGGCAUGCCAGCCGAAGCAGCUUCAGAAACAGCAGCGGCGGCGCAGCGCUGGGCACCAACCCAAUGGUCUCCCCGCUCUCCCCGGGCGUAGAUGCCCGCAAGAAGAACGCACUGGUCAAGGAGAGCGAUUACGGCGUGCAGGGCGUCAAGACGCCGCUUCUUGACGUUUCUGCAAAGGCAGAGGACGUGUGGGGGCCGGCGCUCGGUGGCAGGGAGAAGGAGGAGAACCUCAGGACUGUUCAGACCUCGUUGGACCGAUACAAAGACUACAUUGAGGCCAGCACAAACAUCGCCGAUAGCAUAAAACGGAAGGACUACGAAAACUUGGUGGAGGAAUUCUCGCGGGCGCGCAAGUUUGCUGACGAAGCCCGCAAGCUGGUGCAAGACCUAGGCUCCACGACACCCAGCGAGAGCCAGACUUAUCAGAUUCUGCUGGCCGCGAGGAUGUGGCACGACGUCGAUGACCAGAUCCAAGGCUUCAAGCGUGACAUAUGGAAGAAGCUGAUUUCGUCUCACAACGUCUCCAAGAUGGAAAAUGUUGCGGGCCGUCCCCAGGAUCAGCAUAUGGAGCUCAUUGGCCUCUUGUUCGAGUUAGGCGUCGAAGACAACCCCAUCUGGGUGUGGCUGCUUAGUCGGUAUGAUUAUCUCAAGGGGAAGAUCUCAUCCACGGCGGAUCGUGCCAAAGUAGAGAUCGAGGUUCUCAGGAGGCGGUUGGCCAAUGAGGAGAAGCCGCCGCCGCAAGCCUUAUCAUCGCAUCUGCGCAUGCUUGGGCGUCAAGCUGUAGGGAGCAAACCAUCUGGCAUCGAUUCCGCAGACGUUACAGAGCUUUGGGAAAAGAUGUUGGCCUUCUUGACCGUUCUGCUCUCUAACCAAGGUGUACUUGGAGAGGUUGUUGAGUUUUGGCAGACUGUACAAGGCUUCGUUGAUGGCACGACGCAGAAGACCCUACCCAUGGGUUAUAAUGCCGAAUCUCGCGAGCAUCAUCGGCUAUCCCAACAGGGUGCCGUGGAUCUACAAAAGGGCAUCGUUGAGCUUGUCGACAUGAUCCGACAGCAUGUACUGGAGUUCUUCGCAGGGCCUCCCCCUGAAGACAUCUCCCUACUCUUCUCGCCCUUGCCACCUUCACCCGGCACACCAAUGUCGGCAUCCUUGACGCCUACCGCCCUGAGAGAUCCCCGCUUCAAUUUUGACGCAAACAAUCUCCCACCCCCCUCACCUAAGCGCGGCGAAACGUAUGAAAAGUUUGCUUUUUGGCCCCCGAACUCCAAUUCCAUCAGUGGUGUGCACUACCUGUCCAAGAUGCUCGCGCUGGUAGGUGCGGGUGCUGCCGAGAUGGCGAGUGCCGACCCCAUCAGGCAAGGUGACGGGAGACAGCUAGAGCUAUUGAAGACGCUGGUUGCUGCAGCGCGGGAGAGGUGUGUCAACGCUAUAUGCGGGGCGUGGAACAAAGAUGCCGAAAACAUCAAAUACGUCGAGGAUUGGCACAGGUCGAGGGACCUAGGAGAUGUCACACGGAUGCCGGCAACGUUUGCCGCGUUUGAAGGCGCUCUUCUGACUGGCAUGCAGAAGAUUCUGUACAUCUCAGAAGCCAUGGCGAAGCCGGGUGCCGGCGACAUUGUACAACCUCCGCCAACGAAACUUCUGCAAAUGGUACGCAGUCAGUACGUUACGACUCUGUAUAAGGCACUGAGUGGUAUGGUCGAAAAUGCGGAGCGUUCUGUGAAGAAGACUGAAGAUGAAUGGACGCCCGAGCUGGAUCUGCCAACUCAAGAAGGGGGAGAUAACCGAGCUUCAUAUAAUGUUGAGGUCAAAACUAUCGACCCUGGUGACCGGGUAAGUGAUGCUUUUACUUCUAUUCCAUCUAGAGAACCGUGUCUCAUCAUUGUCGCUCAGAACGUCCGGAUGCUCUUAACGCUUAGCAACCUGGCCGCCUUGCGCAACCAGGUCGUCCCGAAUUUGAACUCACAGUUCGAGAACGCCUUCUCGGUGAAGCUCACCGAUGAGUCCAAGACUAUCCGCGAGACUUUAUCUCAGAUUGACGCGCGGCUGUUCCAAACAUAUACACGUCCUUCGGUUCAGGAACUCCGACGCAUCAUACGCGCGGGACUCGCUGACCCGACCUGGGGCACGUCGGCCAAACCCAGCGAAGUCAAGCCAUACGUCUAUGAAGCAUUGCUCUCGCUUGUAUUGGUCCAUACUCAAGUGAGCACCACGGCCCCGACCUUGACCACCCAGGUCUUGUCCUUCCUCCUGGAGGCGACGUCGCGCGAGCUGCUCGAGGCCUACAAGCAGCGGCCCCGCUACGACAUCGCAGCCCUGAUGCAGGCCACGCUCGACGUCGAGUUCGUCGCCCAGACCCUGUCGCAGUACACGACCGAGCGCGCCGGCACCACCCAGAGCGAGAUCUACACCAUGCUCGACUCUCGCACUGAUGACGCUACGCGCCACCGCCUGCAGGCCGAGUUGCCGGGCAUGCGCGACGUGCUCAAGAAGCUGCGCGAGCUCAGCCGCAACGAGUUCGCCUGCUUCAAGAAGCCGCGCCGCCAGCAGAGCAGCCUCGGCGGCGGCGGGCUGCCGGGCCAGCUGGAGCGCACGCAGACGGGCUAG
Molecule: messenger RNA, 3210 nt
Organism: Neoarthrinium moseri
Lineage: Eukaryota; Fungi; Ascomycota; Sordariomycetes; Amphisphaeriales; Apiosporaceae
Exons: 1
Coding region: 1-3210 (1069 amino acids)
Biological process (GO): exocytosis; Golgi to plasma membrane transport
Cellular component (GO): exocyst
Source: RefSeq, a predicted model, not a curated record